Molecule: messenger RNA, 1173 nt
Organism: Aspergillus pseudonomiae
Lineage: Eukaryota; Fungi; Ascomycota; Eurotiomycetes; Eurotiales; Aspergillaceae
Product: putative SNF7 family protein Fti1/Did2
Exons: 2
Coding region: 229-858 (209 amino acids)
Biological process (GO): endosome transport via multivesicular body sorting pathway; protein transport; late endosome to vacuole transport
Cellular component (GO): multivesicular body; ESCRT III complex
Source: RefSeq, a predicted model, not a curated record
GGAUGACGUUGCCACGCAAAGGGCCCCUCUCUUCUAGGUUCCGAUAUUGAAACUGAGCCCAUGUUGCCUCCCGCUUUCCCUUUAGGUUCCCCUCUUCGUCUUUCUUGCAUCUCUCUCUCAGUGUUUUGACUUGCUGCUACUUCUUUUCAUCUCUUUUUUAUUUCCCCACAACCAAUCAUUGCAGGCUGCCAUAGUAUAUAUAGCCUUCGAAGUCCAGAGACCGACAAUAUGGUUCGGAAGGAUCCCAUCUUCGAAGCUCGUACUAAUGUGAAGUUACACUCCAACCGGCUUAAGAAAGAGGCCGCUCGCGCCGAAUCGACUUUCAAAUCUGAGAAGGCAAAAGCAGACAAGGCCAUGAAAAAUCGCGAGUUCCAGAUCGCCCGCAUCCACGCUGCCUCUGCAGUACGCGAGAAACGAAGACAGGUAACCCUCAAGGAGGAAGCAGCCCGCGCAGAUGUUAUCAUCAACGAGCUCAAGGCAGCACAAAGUACUCGUGAUACGUCUCGCACUUUAGCCCUAGCAUCUCGGGGCUUAGAUGCUGCGUCUAAGAGCGUGAAUCUUGAGGCGUUAGUCUCCCAUGCGAACAACUUUCUAGCACGUUCCGAGGAUUUCAAAAUCGCUAGUAGUGCAAUUGAGGAUGUUGCACAGGGCGUCUCCAUGCGAGAAUACGGUGCUGAGGGUGAAGCCGACGUUGACCGCCUUAUGGAGCAGCUUGCGGAUGAUGCGGGCGUGGACCUACGCAUGGCUCUGGAUGCAGACGCCGCCCCCAAAGAGGACGUCAAGAAUCAGAAAGAAGCUGAGGCAGACCUCGAGGAUGGCUUGGGCGCCAGGCUACGAGCUUUAAGGGCUGCGAGCUGAUCCUUCAACUCCCUCUUCAUGUCCGUCUCUCUUGUCAGCAAUUUCCGUUGCUGCUUGGUUGGUCGGAUGCGACCGCCAUUUGUUAGCUUUGCUACUAUCGUGCGGACUUUAACGAAGUUAUGCCCACCUGUUCACCUUUGUUACCAGGGCGCUUGUUUUUCCAGGACUUCCCCUCCCCUCUUCUGUCUAUCAUGUAUUGGUCUCUUAUGGGUGAAGGCUUAGCGUAGGUUCAAGUUUGGACUUCAAUGUAUACUCGGAGUACCUGGUGUCUUCUUUUCCUCUUCCUUUCUUUUUAUUUUUUUUUUUUAUUUUUUU